Rosa chinensis is the source of this 2418-nucleotide messenger RNA. RefSeq names its product probable LRR receptor-like serine/threonine-protein kinase At3g47570. The transcript is spliced from 4 exons. The record is from RefSeq and is a predicted model, not a curated record. The coding region runs from base 1510 to 2361 and encodes 283 amino acids. Gene Ontology annotation, molecular function: ATP binding; protein kinase activity. Lineage: Eukaryota; Viridiplantae; Streptophyta; Magnoliopsida; Rosales; Rosaceae. Gene Ontology annotation, biological process: protein phosphorylation.
AGCUGGAGUUGGGCUCUCUAGCUUUGGGGGGCUCCAUAUCUCCACACAUAGGAAAUCUAAGCUUCUUAAGAGUGAUUGAUCUCCUAAACAAUAGCUUCACUCAUCAAAUCCCUCCUCAACUUGGGCAUUUGCAUAGAUUGCAGGUAUUGAUUCUAAACAAUAACUCAUUUACUGCACUAUUCCUCCCAACAUUUCCAAUUGCUUCAAACUGAUUGACCUCUUUCUGGGGGUAAACAAUCUGGUGGGUAAAAUUCCUCCCCAUCUCAGUUCCUUGUCGAAGCUUCAAAAGUUUGUUUUGCAACGGAACAAUUUAUCAGGAGAGAUCCCUCCUUCUUUGGGGAACCUUUCGUCUCUUGAGAUAUUUGCUACAUCUUCUAAUAACUUAGAAGGAAGCAUCCCUAGUUCUCUAUGCCAGUUGAGAAAAUUAAGAUUUUUCAAAUUAAGCGAAAAUAAGUUGUCUGGUACCAUUCCUUCCUGCAUUUAUAACCUCUCUGGUAUAGUUAAUUUUGGGGUAUCACUAAACCAAAUUCAAGGAAGUCUUCCAUCAAACUUGGGUUUUGAUGCUUUUCCCAACCUUCAAGUAUUUUCUAAUUUUGAUAAUCAAUUUACCGGGGCCAUCCCUUCGUCAAUAUCCAAUGCAACAAAUCUUAUGUCUUUUCAAUGUGAAUCAAACAAACACACUGGGCAAGUGCCAAAUUUACUAAAGCUUCAUAAGCUUAAUACGUUCAUUGUCAGUGAUAAUGUAAGUACAGUGUUUUCAAAGGCGUCGCCGAGGCGAGCCCGGGGCGCGCUUCAGUGUGAGGCGACCGGAAAAAGCCUCGCCGGUUCAAACUUGAACGUGCUGCUGGAAAAGCGGCCGCUGAGGCGACGGAGCGUCGCUUUUUGCAGAGGCGGAGCCUCAGGGCAGAGCGCGAGGAAGAAGACGACGAAAGGGACCCUUUUUUUUUUUUACUUUCUGUCAAAAUGACGUCGUUUUUUUAUUAAUUUUGGUUCCCCUCCUAGAACGACGUCGUCUUGUUUGUAGAUCUGUUUAACAACCCCAAAACGUAGUCGGCAUACGAGGUCCAGAAAGGUAGAGAAGAAGGAAAAUAACCGCCGCUGUGAGAAAAAGAAAAGAAAAAACCAGAGAACGCGCUUGGUGCUUCGACGGCUUGUGAUGUUCCGUCCAGUGGCGCGUCGUUAUGACGUCGCCGUCGGCCGGGCCUGUACGGCAGGUAGGUUCGCUGGAGGGUUUGGGCUACGCGUAAUGGUUGGUACUGAUCUUCUCAGACUCGGGCUCGGAUCGCGAUUGUGCUUAGACUCAGAUUCAUGCUUGAUGGCUGAUCACCGGCGAGUGGGUCGAUGGUUGCCAGACUGGAAGUCAUCUGCAAUGUUGUUCCUCGUCGUUACGAAGGAUAUGUGGAGACAUGAUGGGUGGAUGAGCCAACAGAUGAAGUAGCUUUCCAAAGAAGUUUAUUCAUAUGGGUGCGUUCAUGUGAUCGAACAGAGGCUUAACAAAAGGUCCUUAACAUGUUACACCGGGGAGCAGCUAAAAGUUUCAUGGCCGAAUGUGAGGUGUUGAGAAAUAUCAGACAUCGUAAUCUGGUCAAGAUCUUAACUGCAUGUUCAAGUAUUGAUUUUGGUGGCAAUGAUUUCAAGGCUCUUGUUUACGAGUUCAUGGACAACGGGAGCUUGGAAGAGUGGUUGCAUCCAUCUACUGGAACUGGAGAGGUAACUGAAGCACCCAAAAUUUUAAGUCUUAUUCAGAGGCUCAACAUUGCCAUUGAUGUUGCUAGUGCAUUGGAUUAUCUUCACAACCAUUGUGAAACACCGAUCGUUCAUUGUGAUCUCAAGCCAAGUAAUGUUCUCUUAGAUGGUGACUUGACUGGACAUGUUUCUGACUUUGGGCUUUCAAGGUUUCUCUCAGAACCAACCAUGAGUGUUUCCGGAAAUCAAUCAAGCUCCAUUGGAAUUAGAGGAUCGGUUGGUUAUGCUGCACCAGAGUAUGGUAUGGGAAGUGAGGUAUCGACAUGCGGGGAUGUCUACAGCUUUGGCAUUCUCUUGUUAGAAAUGUUUACGGGGAAGCGACCCACUGGUCACAUGUUCAGUGACAGCUUGAAUCUUCAUAAUUAUGUGAAGACAGCUCUCCCUGAACUGGUUUCAGAGAUUUCAGAAUCACUAGUUCUUCAAGAAGGCACCACCAAUGUCGCUGAAGCUCACAGGCACAGCCGAUUGAGUGUGAGAGCACAGAAAAUUGAAGGGUACUUGACUCUGAUACUUGGUAUAGGAAUUGCAUGUUCUGUUGAAUGCCCCACAAACAGAAAGGAUAUCAGUGAUGUUGCAUCUGAAUUGCAAUCCUUUAGGCGCAAUCUUCUCAACUAGAACCUUUCAAAUUAUUAUGUUUUGUGAUGGCUAAUAAAUUGUUAUAUGGUUCUUGUA